This is a messenger RNA of Sardina pilchardus (European sardine), 3448 nucleotides long. RefSeq lists its product as uncharacterized. The transcript has 2 exons. NCBI's taxonomy places the organism in Eukaryota, Metazoa, Chordata, Actinopteri, Clupeiformes, Clupeidae. Bases 65 to 1018 code for a protein of 317 amino acids. The record is from RefSeq and is a predicted model, not a curated record.
GCAGGGGCAGCAGGGGCAGGGGCCCCCCCAGCUCACCCCGCUGGAGGAGAGGAUCGCCCGCCGGAUGAAGAUGGCCAUCGCCAGGGCGACGGGGAUGCCCCCCAGUGACUGCAACGUAGGAACACCUCCUGAUGACCCCUUGCGAACUGACGAGUUCAACUCGGACAGCUCCAGCACAAAACACCUGCUGCCGGACGUCCUAGCUCCUCUGUCUCCUCCUCCUUCUCCUCCUCCUCCUCCUCCUCCUCCUCCUCCUCCUCCUCCAUGUCUCCCUCCAUCCCCGGCGAUCGCGCUGACGACGCCCCAGACCGUUCAUGCGCUCCUGACCAGGCAAGAGGAGGGCAACCGCCUGCUGACGGAGGCGCUGCGCGUCCAGACGGCCGGCCUGGAGGUGCAGCGCUCGUGCCUGAGGGCCCUGCAGGAGGUGCGGGCCGCGCUGGCGGACCUGGCCGAGGUCCAGAAAGCCCGUCACCCGGAGCUGGUGGACCACCGGGACAGGAAGUCCGCCGAGCGACCAGGACCUAGACGACGAGCUUCCCUGGGCAUCGGGCGCGAGCGUCACGGCGUCACUACUGGCGAGCCAGGGGAGGCGGCUUGUCGUGACGAUGCGGUGCAAGCGUUGGCCGACGGUUGGUCAGUUGUGACCAGCAGCAGCAGCAGCACUACCGUCUUUGGUUCCGACACCCCGAGCACCACUGUCACUCCAAACCCCACUCCUCCAGCCCCAGCCGUGCUGCACCCUACUCACACUGCUGCACCUGCACCACCCCCACCACCACCACCACCACCACCACCCUCCUGGUCCUCCUCCAUGCUCCCCCAGGGCUCCUCUCUCUUCCUGGGCACUCAGCAGCAGCAGCAGCCCCCCUCUCCUCUGGCGCCCCCCUCAGGCCAGGCUCCGGGAGGUGCAGGGCCUUCAGCUGCGGUUCCCCCACAAGGGCAAAUGAAAAAGAGAGGGCGACCACCUAAGACUGUGGGAAGAGCUUCUCCCGCCGCUGGGAAAAGGCAAAAGAUCUAACCAGUCUUAGAAGGAAAGCAACUUAAUAGUGUAGACAUAACCAUGAGCACAACACAAGGUAAUAUAAUAUCCCAAACUAUUCAUAACAGAGAUAUAGACAGAGAAUGAACGGGUUGGAUGUGAUAUUAUAGCAUGCAAUAUGACAAAAUGGUAAUAUAAAAUAUAAAAUGUUAUAUUAUAUAUUUUAUGUAUAAACUAUUUUGUGGUAGUAGUGUGGAAAUUACCACAGAGGUUAUGAUGCUACAGUAUUUGGACUACAAUCCAAUAACAUUGUCACUAUUUUUUUUACCAUACAAUGAGUAUUGAGAUUCAAUUCUGCAAUGCAUUGUGAUCUGUCUCGGUGGCCAUCUUUGAGCCUGACUUUCUUUUGUACCAUGGAAUUCCACAACAUUCAGACAUUGCCAAAAGUUUGAACUGUAGCCACCACAAGUGCCUGGUAUGUAGUGGUUGCGGGUUCGGGAGGGAAAAGGCUGAUUGACAUUUUUUUGUUUGUUUUCUUUGUUCUCCAUGUAUAUCUUGUUUUCUGCACUACAGAAUUCAGUGUUUGCUUUUGUAUGGUAGAAUGGGGACUGUGAUGGGGACCCAAUGCAGUUCAGUCCAAGCUGCUGGGUCUUAGUCAUGGGAUCCAGCUGAGUUGGAUUUAGGCUACAGAGCUAAAUACUGCAGGGGAGUCUGACUCGACUGCCAGGUGUUUCCUACCUGUUAGGAGCCAGCAACUCAGAGAGCCUUUGGGUCUAUUUACAUUGUUAGUGGGCUUGCUGCAAGGCUAUUGUUCUUCUUUGCCCGUUUUUUGAGAACGCCUCUUCUCCUAGAGCGUUUGAGCUAUCGACGCGGUUCAAACACUAAAAAAAUCAGGCCCGAUCCGGUGUAGGUUGCUUGUUAAUGUUGGAUGGCUGCCGGUUGCCGUUUUUCCGCUAUUCCCGUUUUUAGACCCUUGAAGGUAUUUCCUACCUGUUAGGAGCCAGCAACUUAGAGAGCCUUUGGGUCUAUUUACAUUGUUACAAGUGGUCAGCCGACUCGUAUCACGGUUUACACGUGUGUCCAAGGAGACCUUGCUGACCCCUCCUGUUGAUAUUCUGCUAUUUGCAUUAAAACUCCCGUUGUCCCGGGAUGCAUCAGAAUGCAUUAGCUAUUACACUACGUAACAUAUGUGACUGGAUCACGUGUCUUGUUGAUUGUUUACACUUGCGUUUAGACAUGCGUUUUAGCAAAUCAUCUAAAACACACUUCUAAAACAAAUGUAAACAGGGUCUUUGAUUGGUUACGGCACUAAAAAGGGCCUGCCCCAAAGCAUGUUAAGUAACUGUUUUAGAAAUGAGGUAGCCUGUGGCAUCAGGCAUGCUAAUAAGAUGGAGUGGUUUAGACUAGAGAACUAUUGUUGAAGGUGAUACGACUUAUACAGUACAAUUACAUGUCUAGACAGUUUGGCAGAAUACUAAGACUAAGCAAAUAUUUUGUGUCUUGUCAAAGCUACUGAGCUUUAACCUGAACCAGCUGAAGUGGAGUGGGUGGGUGCCUUUGAUGUUGUUCUCUGAGCCUCCUUCCAGUGGUUGAAUUCAGGAUUGAACAGUUUGUCUGUCCGAUGCAGGUAUAGGGUAUAUAAGGUAGUAUUGUACAGUAUUGUAUUGUUCAUUUGAUAUUUUGGAUUUUGCUGGAGGCCUUUUACACUGUAUGUUUUACCAAAGCAGAUAACUUAUACAAAGCUUACGCUUACAUUUGGCAAUGCAAUGUAAAUGAUGUGCAGUAUUUCAGGUACUGUAUGUCGACAGCACAUUCGUUAUUUGAAUGGAUUUUUCAAAUUUGAUGGUUUGGCACAAAAUACAUACUGUAUUUGUGUAAGCACUAAUCUUUAUAUCUGUAUUUUGUAUUUUAGGAAAAUUGGAAUUUAGGAAGAUUUUUUUUUCAUUUGGUCUUUGUCAGUGAGCUGUCACUGUGAAGAAGUCAUAUUUGUUACCUAGAUAGAUAUGUAUGCACAAUGCAACAUGAGAUGGAAUUGCACAGAUCCCAACCCCCUAGAAGCACUUUUGUAGGUUUUUUUUUUUAAAAAACGAGUAUAAAAUCAAGAUGCUAUAAUUACUAUAAUGCUAUUUUAUUUAGCUUCAUUUGAAUAUAUGUGUAGACACUUAGAGCCAGCUGCUGACGAGGUUUGGCGCUGUUUUGAGCAAUGUUAGUGGUUUAUAUUGUACAUGCAGUUUGAUACAAGUGUUGCACUUAGUUUUGAUGCAAUAUUGUUUCUGAUUAAAAAAAAAGUCCAUAGCUCCACAGAGUUUAAGUGAUUUUGACUUUAAUCAUUCUAUUUCAAUACCAGUUGAAUGUUAAUAUCUUUAUUUAGUCAUGGUCAUUAUGUUAGUGGUGUUUUCUAAGGCUGUCAUCACUGAUGAUACCUUUAAUGUAAUUAAAGAGGCAAUCAAAUUAAUUGUUGUAUUACUU